AUGGCUAGUUCUACUGAAUCCGAUGAAGAUAUACUCUUUGAGCGAUUUUUAAGUCUUUCUGAAAGCAAUAAUAAUAACAACAACAAUGAAUCAAAUAUACAAAACACAUCAUCAUCAUCAUCACCAUCACAACAACAAAAUAGAGUUGCAAAUGAUGCAAUACAUCCAAUAGUGCGAGGAAAUAUAGAAUUUAGACGUACGUUAGGAGAUAUCAUUAAUACUUUCGAAAUCGAGUUACAACGACAAGGAGAUAAUAAUAAUAAUAAUAACAUAAAUAAUACCAAUAAUAAUCUGCGUAGACCCCGUGACAGCACACCAUCAUUUACACCUAGAAGAUCCUAUUUUGCAUCUAUGGUUCGUCAUUUAUUAGUAUUAGAUUAUUUUAUAAUGGUGAUAUUAUUUCCAUUUUCUCUUUAUAAUAUAUUAAGAAGUGGUUUCAGUACAGUUACAUUAUCUGAGAAUGAUUUUGUCGCAGAAAUUAUGAUAUAUAUGAGAUAUUCUAGUGUUGUAAGUCAUCCAAUUGGAGAGAGUGGGAUGCUACUAGGAUAUAAUGAUAAUGGUGUGAUGGGAUUAUUAGGUAAAUUUCAUAAUAUAAUAGUGUAUUAUAGUUCCCCAAUUGGCAAAAAAUUGAUGAAACUGUCAAUGAUUAGGAUUAGAACUAUCAUGAUUGAAAUAUAUGAACUUAUGGUUAAAUUAAUUGUAAUAUCAAUAUAUUUAAUCUAUGGAUUAAGUGGUACAACGUAUUUAGCAUUAUCAGGGUUUUUUUUCAUCUUUUGUCUUGCGUUAACUAUAAUACGCCGUUAUAGAAGUGUGCAAAGGUUACUAGUAACAAAUCUAGUAUUAAUUCCAGAUGUCAAUAGUAAUGAUACCAAUAUAGAGAGUAAUUAUGGUACGAAUACAAAUACUCGUAACCACGACCAAUAG
This is a messenger RNA of Maudiozyma barnettii, 924 nucleotides long. It is a transcript of the gene ASI2, whose product is annotated as Asi2p. The transcript has a single exon. The coding region runs from base 1 to 924 and encodes 307 amino acids. Lineage: Eukaryota; Fungi; Ascomycota; Saccharomycetes; Saccharomycetales; Saccharomycetaceae. The record is from RefSeq and is a predicted model, not a curated record.